AUGGGAAAAGAUGAUUGGAUUUUCACACUUCCUCUUGAAAAUGAAGUUCAAAGUGAAAAGGAUGACGAUGGAAAGUCGGAACAGAAUAAUAAAGGAGUGAUAGUUCAUAUUGAUCCUCCGGAAACUAACAAAUUACUUCAAGGUCAAAGCGACAUCAUUUGGGGAAAUCUUUGGGCAAUAUUUCAUUUUGGUUUUGAUAUUCAGCAGCAAAAGAUUAUUUUACAAGCUUUAUCGUUUUGUGAUGAUUGGAGACAAUUAAUGUUUUUCUUGGGAGUUUAUCAAGCGUUUGCGGUGAAAAAAGUCAGUGACGUGAGUAGUCAUAUUCCACCAACUGAUAAAAUUGCAAACCUAGUCUCGAUUGCCAUUAAAAAUUACAGAGUGCAGAAGGGGAUCAUGAAAUAUGUCACAUCUGCUAUUGCAAUGGUGUUUAGUUUUCUAUCGCCAAUGGUUUUUAAUCGUCUGAAGUCAUCUGAGAAUAACACUCGAGCCAAACUUGAAGUACAAAGUCAAAAACUUAUUGAAAAAACCAAAGACAAACUUUUGAAUGUUCAUUCAGGACAUUUCAUGCCAAUUAAAUGGGCACUGCAUGCAGUUUAUGAAGCCAAAUUGAAACAGGAAAUUGAUGAAAAGCUCGUGAACACUCUGAUAAACGAAAUUAAUCAUCUUCAUACUCAAUGUGAUCGUUUAAUUAAUUUUAAACAUGAAGGAUUUUCAUGGGGUUUGACAACUGGAGUUAAGAUUUCUUUAUACGCAUUUUUUGUUAUCGGAGCAAUAAGACAACUAUCAAACGGUCUCGAAGAGAAUCAUUCGAAAUAUAUUCUUGCAACAGCUCUUAUCAUAAAUUUUCUGGUAUUCUUAUUUUUUGUGAUCAUUCUGAGGUGUGCAGAACAAAUUGUGAAGCCGUACAAUGAUCAACAUGAUGUCUUUGAAUUGAACAGAAUUCUUGAUGAAAAAAUUCAUGUUGCGUCGUUUGUGCUUAAUAAAGAGAACGAUUUGAGAAUAAGAAUGAAGCAAGAAGACAACGCAUUAGGAAUGGCAGCAAAAUUAUUUGACUGAAAAGUUUCUAAAGAGAUUAUUAAGAUCUUUAUGUUUGUAAUGUACUUAGUUAUUAUAGAAUCAAUUAUACUCCAAUAUUUAUUUUAUAAACUUGUUAAAAUAAAAAAAAUUCAACAUUUUUCACCAUAAC
Molecule: messenger RNA, 1186 nt
Organism: Clunio marinus
Lineage: Eukaryota; Metazoa; Arthropoda; Insecta; Diptera; Chironomidae
Source: the annotation of a GenBank genome assembly